ACUUGGGUGUUUGGGGCGGGUCCGAGGCCGGAAAUGCGUGGGCUGCCGGGCUGGCCCAGCUUAGGGUUUUCAGGAAAUUUGGAAGUUGUGGCGGUAGUUGGAUUGUAAGGACUCUUGUGACAAUCUUUGGGUGCCCUCCGAGAGAAAAGCGGAGGCUGGAGUGCAUGGCGUGGUCACGGCUCGCUGCAGCCUCAACUUCCUUGGUUCAGGUGAUCCUCCCACCUCAGCCUCCGGAGCAGCUAGAACUACAGGAUGCCACUGGAGUCAUCUUCCUCUUCAAUGCCACUAUCCUGCCGGUCUCUCUUACCCUCAAUACCACACAACACUAACCCUUCCCCUCCUCCAAUGUCUUACAUCACCUCCCAAGAGAUGAAGUGUGUUCUUCACUGGUUUGCCAAUUGGUCAGGUCCCCAGCGUGAACGUUUCCUAGAGGACCUAGUAGCUAAGGCAGUGCCAGGAAAAUUACAGCCACUGCUGAAUAGUCUGGAGCAGCUUAGUGUGUCUGGGGCAAACCGACCACCUUCUAUCUUUGAGUGCCAGCUAUAUCUUUGGGAUCAGUGGUUUCGAGGCUGGGCUGAGCAGGAGCGCAAUGAAUUUGUCAGACAGCUGGAGUUCAGUGAGCCAGACUUUGUGGCAAAAUUUUACCAAGCAGUGGCUGCUACAGCUGGUAAGGACUGAUAGGCAUUCAGACCAAAGAAGAUAACCAUAGCUGAGCCAAGACUCUAUGUAUAUGUUACAAGGCCAUGACUCUGCAAUGAGAACUCAAUUCAAAUGUGUCACCUAAAGGACUGGAACUGGUAUUCCGACCAACUGACUGAACUCAUUGACCAGUACAGGCAUAGUUAUUUCAACACUAAUAGCAUGUCAAUGGGACUCCUACUUGUAAAUGUUAUCAAUCUAAGCAAUCCAGCUCAUCGGUCUACUAGUUUGCUUCUUUUCAAGAGAUGUCAAAUCUUCAAGAAUUUGAUGGCUUCUUCUGCAACUAUAACCAAAAGGAACCUACACAUUAUAACUCAAGCCCACUGCUUGCUUAUGAAGUGUGUAAAAUAGAACCCUCCUUCCCCAGAAAUAAGACAGGACAAUAAAAGGUGGUACUUUUAUACUUUAA
Messenger RNA from Sapajus apella (tufted capuchin), 1108 nucleotides. RefSeq names its product chromosome unknown C14orf119 homolog (gene CUNH14orf119). The coding region runs from base 253 to 678 and encodes 141 amino acids. Lineage: Eukaryota; Metazoa; Chordata; Mammalia; Primates; Cebidae. The record is from RefSeq and is a predicted model, not a curated record. The transcript is spliced from 3 exons.